Molecule: messenger RNA, 711 nt
Organism: Miscanthus lutarioriparius
Lineage: Eukaryota; Viridiplantae; Streptophyta; Magnoliopsida; Poales; Poaceae
Source: the annotation of a GenBank genome assembly
AUGGACGGCAACCAGAGGGAGAAGGUCAAGAAGGGAGACCUCACCGGCGCGAAGGUGUACGUGCAGGCGAAACCUAUGCUCGGUGGGAUGGUGACCGACCUCGUAGUGAUGAUCUUCUACCUGUUCAACGGGCCAGCGCACGCCAAAGUCGGGCUCAUCCCAUCGAUCCCGCUCGGCAAGAUCGGUGAGCAUGUCGGUGACUGGGAGCACGUGAUGCUGCGCGUGAGCAACUUCUCCGGCGAGCUGCUCCGGAUGUACUUCUCGCAGCACAGCGCGGGCACCUGGGUGGACGCUUCACGGCUGGAGUACCUCGACGGGGACGGUGGGAAUAGGCCGGUGGUGUACGCAUCGCAGCACGGGCACGCGUUCUACCCGAACGUCGGGACAGUGCUGCAAGGCAACAUGAGCCUAGGCAUCGGGAUCCAGAAUGACUGCGCCAGGGGGAGCAGGCUGGACACCGGCGCCGGGCGAUGCGAAGUGGUGUCAGCGGAGUACCUCGAUGUCAAUGAGCUAGCGUGGCUUGGGUUUGAGCGCGAGUGGGGACCGCGGGAGGUGUAUGACAUCGGGCGUGAGAUCAACUACGCCGCGAGGAUCCUGCCGCGUUCGGUGAGGGAGCGGCUAGCCAAGCUAGUGGAGAAGGUGCUCGUCGGGGAAGGGCCGACGGGGCCCAAGAUGCAUGGUAACUGGAGAAAUGACGAGAGGGAAGCUUGA